Mustela erminea (ermine) is the source of this 3997-nucleotide messenger RNA. RefSeq names its product tissue factor pathway inhibitor (gene TFPI). Gene Ontology annotation, biological process: negative regulation of peptidase activity. Gene Ontology annotation, molecular function: serine-type endopeptidase inhibitor activity. Gene Ontology annotation, cellular component: extracellular region. Bases 411 to 1166 code for a protein of 251 amino acids. The record is from RefSeq and is a predicted model, not a curated record. NCBI's taxonomy places the organism in Eukaryota, Metazoa, Chordata, Mammalia, Carnivora, Mustelidae. The transcript has 8 exons.
CUAAAUACUGUUGCGGUGACCUAAACAGGAAGCCUGGGUCGUCCCAACCACGCUCCAUCUCUGAAACCAGCCCUGAGGCUCCCUCUCUGCUCCAGCAGACAGGAGCUUUGGGCCGUGGGAUCCUCAACUCCCUCCUCGCCCUCUGCGGCCGCAGGAUCAGAUUACAUCGCGCACAAUUCUCCACUCGCAGUUUCUGAUCUGUUUAAAAGACGACGCAGAAGAGAUAAGUCUUGUCUUCACUGCCUGGAAGGGAGGACAAAGUGCCCUCAACUCCGCGCUGAAAAAAAUCUUUCAAAGAACUUUCGUCAGAGAUUUUACUCCUAAUAACAUCUUGCUGAACUUAUAUUCUGAGAAUACAUCUUGACCUAAAAGGAUAAAAUUGACGCUGCAUUAAAGUGAAUGGAAAAUAGAUGAUUUAUACAAUGAAGAAAGAACAGAUUUUUUGGGUGUCUGUGUAUCUACUGCUUGAUUGUGCCUCUGCCCCUCUUAGUGCUGUCCUUGAAACUGAAGAUUAUACAGAUAUUACAGAUGUCGAGUUGCCGCCCCUGAAACUUCUACAUUCAUUUUGUGCUUUGAAACCAGAUAACGGCCCAUGCAGAGCCAUGAUUAAGCAAUUUUUUUUCAACAUCCACACGCAGCAGUGUGAGGAGUUCAUGUAUGGGGGAUGUGAAGGAAAUCCGAAUCGAUUUGCAACUCUGGAGGACUGCCAAGGAAAAUGUACAGAAGUUUAUCCAAAGACUAGGACACAGAUAAAAUCGGACAAAGAUAAGCCAGAUUACUGCUUUUUGGAUGAAGAUAGUGGACUCUGUCGAGGUUAUCUAACUAGGUAUUUUUAUAACAAUGAGACCAAGAAAUGUGAAGAAUUCAAGUAUGGCGGUUGCCUUGGCAAUCAGAACAACUUCAUGACCCUGGAAGAAUGCAAGAGAGCCUGUGAGGACUUAGCGCAAGAUCUUCAGUUGGAAGAAUCCGUGAAUAAUACAGUCAUAUCUGACUCUACGGAUAACACGCUGCCCAUUAAUUCUGGGGGCAGCAUGACGCCGCUCGAUUUGACGAAUAGCGUAACCCCGGUUGAUUCUGUGAAUAAUGACUCCGUCGCUCCCCAGCCUACCGAGGCUCCCAGCUUUUUGGCCCUGUGUCUUUCAGUGACAUUUUUUUUAUCCGGCUAAGUGUGCCAUGUUGAAAAGCGCGCUAAAUCUUACUGUGUGAAAGAUGGGAAAGUUUAGAGUAACAAACUUAAUGCAUUUAAAGAGACAUGUGAUACGAUAUGUCUACUAAUAAAAUCAUGCAUGAAAUCAGUUUUCAAUAUGUUUCAAUAUUUUUUGUUUGGAAUGCUUCACUAAUUCAAAUAGAGGUCUGUAUUGAUUUAUCAUAAUGAAUCAGUUAUGAGAUGGAAUAAGUUAUGAGAAAGUUUUGCCUUAAAGUUUUAUCAAGUAUGAAAAUCAUGAUUUUGGCAUGCACAUGGCUGAAAUAGAAAGGAGGAGACAAAAUAAGUGUGAGACGAUAAAUGAGUUUUAAAUACUGUCUGAUAAAUAUUCUAGGUUUUUAUGUAGUUGUGCAAUGAAAAGUAUAAAAAAAACCCCAAAUUAAUGGUUAUAACAGAAAAUUACUAAGGAAACAGUAAAAAUUCACAACAUGAAUUUGAAAGAAAAUAAGAUUAAGAGGAUUUUUAUUUAAAACAACAGACAUUUAAUUCUUUCAUAGUAAGUGCAUUUAAAAUUAGUGCAUUAAAAAAAGGAGAAAACCUUCCUCCUUUCUUUGUCUAGAGAAUUAUUUCAUUUUCUAUUAUAUGUAAUUGCCUCAAGGCUUCAAUUCCUCUAUUCAAUUCCUCUAGCCAAUCUGACUCCUUUUCUUCCUUUUCUAGAGUAUUCAUUUCUCAUUCUUUUGUUUUGUAACAUUCCUGAGCUAAAGCGUGAAACAAUAUUGCAAUAGCGACUAGAAGCAGUUUGAGGCUAACGGGAAAGGGGACAAUGCAGCUGUGCCCUCAGGCUUCCUAAGAUCCACUCAAUCCCGUGUCCCUCCCGUCCAAGGUGGGGAAGGUGGAAAUGCAGCUGUCGCUCGUCACCAAGACCCAGAAGAGCCCUCCUCCACCUCAUCCAAGGUCAGAGGGAAGGUGUGCCCCCACUUUGCCUGUACGCAGACUAGCCCUUUCCUACUCCACCAAAGGCUUUUGCUGAGGUCUAUGAAGACACUGUUGAUAUUCCAGCUCAAAAAUAAUUACAUCUGUCAGUGCUUGCGAUUAUAUUAGCAUAUUUUAAUUUAAGAAAUAUGUUUCUAUGUUUCUGUAAAACCUUGUUGUUCAAGGUUUUGGCAAACAUAUAAGGUUCUCCGUAUUACUUUCUUUUGAAAAGACGUAAGUUGUUUUAAUUGUGAUUCCAUGUGUAGGAAUAAUAACAUACCCCACAACAAAAAUAGGAUGGCAUUCAUUUAAAAUUCUUUCCAUUAAAUAGCAAUCCUUAGGCAGAGUAUUUGAAUAUUCCAAAAACUUAGCUAGACUGUGCUAUCGUUAUGAAGGAGAACAUUUGUAAACAUAAUUUUAAUGUUUCUCUUCAGAUGAAAGUAGGAAAACCUUUUAGAAGUUUUGUUUGCUGUUUAUCCUUAACUACCAGGAAAUUGCAUGUAAGCUUGAGAAUGUUUUUCCCAGUGAGCCUCCAUGACUGGAGAUAUUGGAAUGUCAAGCCCAACUGAGCUUUAAUUUUCUCCUUUUAUUUCCAGAUUUCGUUAUUGGUAGGCUAUAUAGGGGAUCUCAAAGAUUGAGUCUCGCUGUUCCUUAAGGAGAUUUUUAUAACAUCUUUUGUAAACUCAUCCUUAUGUGCAAGUAUUUGAGUUUGGAUGGGCUGAACUAAUGAGUAUAUCAACGUAGGUAAAAGAAAUGCUUGUUCUCACCAUGUGUGUGAGAGAAACCCGUGUAAAGCCCCCCUCUAAACAUGUGUACGUCUGUACUUCAUCUUCAGAACGAAAAACUACCGCAGUUAGUUUUCUUGACUCUUCCUUUGGGACUCGCACGAUAGUCCAGUAGGUCGAAGACUCUGAGCCUGAAGAGUUGGGCUCGAAUCCCUGUUCUUCGACUUGCUGCUGUGCAGCCUGGAGUUACGUCUUAGCCUCUCCGAACCUGAGUUUCCCACUCUCCAGUGAGGAUGGCAGUAAUGCAGUUCUCUCUCUCUAAGUUUUGCUGUGAGGCGAAAUCAGUCCGUAUACAAGGUACACGAAGCACAGAGCGGUACCCACUCCGCGCCACGUAAGCGUCCCUCCUGCUAUUACCUGGGGACCCAGAGCAACACCCGCAACGUCCUUGGCCUUUGUUUCUCACCUGCAAAGCCACGGUCUCUAAGUUCCUCUUGACAGAAGUUGGUAUUUCAGAGACUCGUAAGAUCUCUACUUCCUCAGCUAAGCGGAUCGGUACACAUAUGGUCACAAAACUACAAUUAACCUUCAGGAGAGAAAGGACAAUAGGCCUAAAUUCAUACAGAGAUGGAAACUUACACAGUUCAGAUACGUUUAGUGGAAACAAGUGAAGAUUAUUGUCAUACAGAAGUAUGACGGGGCUUUGAAGCCAAAAGAACUUCGUGUGGCUUUUCUUUGUCUUCUGAAAACUUGCAGCUUUCCAAACUUUCAGAGUUCUGCCCCCAUUUCUGGCUGUUUCAGUUUGAGCACUUGUCUCCUCUGAUCACCCUCUCCUUCUAGUCCGUCCUUCUGUCGUUUUUCUAAUGAAAUGUUCACUCCUGUCUUCUCCGUUUUCAGUCUACCUGUUUUGUUCAGAAUGUCAGUCUUGUGGGUUUCGAUGGUCUCCAUCUGAUGUCAUCAAAUACGGACACUGAUGAAAAUGAAAGGGAAUGCCAAAAAAAAAAAAAGAUCUAUUUGGAAUAAAUAUAUAUAUUGACAGAAAACUAGGUCUGUCAUUUUGGUGGAUAGAUAAAAUAGAUUUAUUUUUAAAGUAUUUCUAUUUUCAAAAAAUCACAUAUGUGUUGGGAUAUGAUCUACCAAAAAAAAAAAAAAAAAA